GGGGCCGCAGGGACGCGGUGGGGUCGGAGCUGGCGAUGCGGGUGCGCCUGGGCGCGCUGGCCGGCUCGGCGGCGCUCACCGGGGCGCUCAGCUUCGUGCUGCUGGCGGCCGCCAUCGGCACCGACUUCUGGUACAUCAUUGACACCGAGCGGCUGGAGAGAAGCGGCCCCGGCGCGCAGGACCCGCUGGGGACAGCCAACCGCAGCCAGCCCGAGUCUCUGAGCUCGCACUCCGGGCUCUGGCGGACUUGCCGGGUGCAGAGCUCGUGCACCCCGCUGAUGAACCCCUUCUGGCAGGAGAAUGUGACAGUCAGCGACUCCAGCAAGCAACUUCUCACUCCACUUACGUGUUCACGGUUCCAGUGAGGAAUCGAGGCCAAGGGAGGCGGCCUGGACAGGAUCUGAUGAGGAAAGGAGGACGGGGACCCCCAGACCCUGAACAGCAUGGAGAGCCUCAGGUACAGCUACUGAGGCUUGAGGAUGGGACUCAGAAUAAAGAAGCCGGGCAGGGUCCCUCUUCAGCCACAGUGGCCCUGGGCCACUUCCUGGAGCAUGCCACCCUUCCCAGUCACAAAACUUGGAAUGCAUUGUCCCCUGCACCCAGCGUCUCCCUGCUCCCGCCCUGCCAGCUGACUCCUACCCAUUGCACAGGUGUGUGGCAUUUUUCAGAUAGAAUCUGCCUCCCUCAGUAGACCGUGGACCCCUGAGGUCAGGGAUGGAGUCUAGUUGUGCAUUCUUGACACUUAACCCAGGACCUGGCAUAGUGUGGUCAUGAGUUUGCUGAACACACAUAAGAACUAUUUAACAACUGGCUCUCUGGGAAAUAAUAAUUUUCGAAAAGCCCCUGGAUUGCAGCUUUGCCAAUUACUGUGGCAUAAAUACUUCACCUGUGGUGAAUUUCAGGCUGCAACACAGCAAGCAGUACCUGGCUAAAAAAGUUCCCAGAACUGGCUCUUGUGAGAUCUGUGUGACCCCCAGCACCCCUCUGUGUAAGGCCCCUUGGAGGGGACACCUCCCAGAUGCCUGGGCUGUGGAAGAUAGAGGACAGGUGGGGACACCAUGCACUUCUCUUGCGAUCCAGAUGCAUGGGGUGGAACUCUGGGUGUUCUUGGGGCACGGUUUCUAGCAUCAUCCUGUAUUUGAAGUAAGGGAGAUGAGGGUUCAUCCGGCUCGGACCCUCACAGGAGCCUGACUGGCCCUGAAAUCGGUGUCUUAAUAACCUCUCUGAGCCUCAUUUUCCAUCUUGAUCAAAAUGAGCCAUCAAAACCCUGAGGGGUGUGGCCAGGAUUCCAUAAGAACGAAAAUGCAUGAAAAGAUGAACGUCACCAGGACCUUGUGUGGUGCUGGGGUUGCACUGGGAGCUCCAGGUCACACGAAGGAGUGAGGUGACGGACACAGGCCAAGAGCUCAGUAGGUGUCAGUUCUCUCUUCUUAGCUGCAGUUACACCAUGGAGUGCUGACCCUCUGGCAGGCUGGGUGCUGUCAUGUAGCCACCAUGUCCCAGGGAGGGGUAGGUUGCAUGGCUAGCUGUCCUUGGCACGGGGCUGGCUUCCUUUUCAAACUUGGAAAUGCAACAAGCCUGCUCUCCAGGAUUCUGAGACACAGGCAGAAGUCACGUGGAGAGGCUCCACGUCCAUUCGCCCUCAGAUGUAGGUCUCAUCAUCUGGGCGUCACCACCAGCUAGCCAGCUGGCCUUGAAUGUCCCGACACCCCUGAGCCCCAGCUCCCUCACGGGCAAAAUGAAGGCCACUGUCGAUCUCCCUCCUGAGGCUUCUGUGAGGAUGGCACUGGAGAGCACCUUUAAAGACCUAGGGCAGUGCGCGGCCGGCCUCCACAUGUGGCCACGAGCAGCACUGCUGUUAUUGCCGUGUCUCCUCCAAGAAGGAGGGCAAGCUGCCCCUUCAGACCGCAAGUUCAUUGAAAAUCACCCCCAGAGAGAGCUUUUCCCCCUGGAAUCUCUUCUUCCCUCAAUGCGUUUUGAGUUUGGUCCAAGUUCUUUCAUUACGUGAAGGCUUUUACAUAAAGGCUCCUUCGAGGAGCUGCUGCGGAGGCCAGAGAGGCCAAGCGCUGAUGAGCGUCACUGCUCUGCGUCACCUCCUGGGCAAUCCUGGGGGGGGGGGUGUGUGUGUAUGGGAACAAACCUUGAUCUCCUUCCUCCAAGAACCCAAGCAGGCCCACAGAGAGCUGCUGGGCAAACCCGCCUGGCCUCCCUGACUCUGUCGGACCUGGUGGUGCGGGAAGCUGAGCAGGAACAUCAGGGGCGCGAUCAGUGUGCCCCACGCGCUCAGCGAUUUCUGUCAGGUGGCAGAGCCGGGUUCCCAAGGGACGGUUCCCUGUCAGCAGGAUCCCCCUUGCUCGGGGUUGCGGGGAGCUCUGGGGAGCCAUGGGUUUGGCUCCUUGGCCAGGGACCAGAGGGUGUGGGGUGGCUGGGAUUUCUUCCAGCUCAGCACGGUGUGUGGAGUGGAGCCAGGCUCCCCAGCCAGCAGGGGACAGAAACUCAAGGUCACUAGUUUAAAGAAGAGGAGCUAGGAGCCCAGGCAAGGGAAAGGCUGAGCCCACCACCAUCCAACCCCUCUCCCCUUGCCUCUGUGGGCUGCCUCUCUUCAGCCCCUCGUCUCAGCAGCUUCGCACACUUCCAGCCAGCCUUUCAUUGGAGCAGGUGGGUCACAUGCUUGGUGCUGAGCCAAUCACUGUAGCCAAGAGGAUGGGGUGUGCUGAUUGGCCAGGCUGAGGCAGUGCCCACCUGUAACCACAGGGAUGGACCAGCCUAUAGCUGAUGAGGGAUGGGGCCUGGGGUCCCCUGCCCUCCACUCAGCCAGCCCUGUGACUUCUUAUGGGUCAGCUGGUUCCAUAAAAAGGCUUUUCUGGGAAGAAAUGAGAUCACACAUGCAAAGCACCCCAGGAUGCACACAGUAGGAGCUCAAUUAUUGCCUCUUUCUGCUUGGAAUCAUGUUACCUCUCUGAACCUCAAGGUUUUCAUCUGUAAAAUGGAGCUAGUGAUCACAGACCCACCAGACUCAUUUACUUACUGAGUUAUUUACCUCCCCUACCCCCCCCCCAGCACUGGGCUGGCUGGCUGAACAGAACAGGGGACCCGUGGCUGUUUGUCAAACAUGGCUCUGAGCUCUCUCAUGUGUCCAUCAGCUCGUUUAAUCUUUGCAACAGGCAGUAGUACCCUUAUCAUCCCCAACUUUGCUGGUGAGGAAACCGAGACACAGAUCAGUUAGAUCAGUUACGUAAGUUUGCACAGCAAAACUGGCAGAUCUGGGAUUCGAACACUGUUUGCUUCUACCUUGUUAGAGCAAUGCUACGCUGAGUUUCCUCUCAGUGUGCUCUGUGUACAUUAAGAUCGGAGGCCUUGGCAGCCCCGAAGAGGAGCUUCGUGCCUGCUUUAUUCUGGUUCAGAGUCCUGCUACCUCACACUGCCUCCUUCCCACUGGGAGCAGAGAUGCGCAUUACAAAGAUGGCUGGCAGGGACAUCCCGGAGGCAGGGCGGAGGCAGGGCUGAGCCGGUGGGUUCCAGGCACCCCCAGGAGGCUGGCAUUCCUGGACAGUGUGGCCCAAAGUGCUUCUCAGGGGCGCCCUGGUCUUUCCAGGUCCCUCCUCAGCUGCACCUCCCGAGAUCCCAUGAGGAUGACCAGGCUGGUUGGAUUGGACCAGAGGGGUCAAACGCUUGGCCCAGCACAGUGCACCUGUGGCUGAAGCUGGACCCAGGUCAGCAGGCUGGCCUGGCUGGCCUCUGAGCAGGAAGUUAGGAAUUACCAGUCUGGGUUUCUAGUCUUGCGGGUGCUGGGCUGAUGCAGUAGCAUGGAAAAUUGAAAUCAGCCCUCCCACGGUGCUGGGUGCAGCUCCAGAGGGGAAGUGGUGGGGGACAGAAACAGACAAGGGA
Messenger RNA from Marmota monax (woodchuck), 3888 nucleotides. RefSeq names its product transmembrane protein 114 (gene Tmem114). Lineage: Eukaryota; Metazoa; Chordata; Mammalia; Rodentia; Sciuridae. Gene Ontology annotation, cellular component: apical plasma membrane. The record is from RefSeq and is a predicted model, not a curated record. Bases 36 to 365 code for a protein of 109 amino acids. The transcript is spliced from 3 exons.